This is a messenger RNA of Fusarium oxysporum Fo47, 798 nucleotides long. RefSeq lists its product as uncharacterized. Lineage: Eukaryota; Fungi; Ascomycota; Sordariomycetes; Hypocreales; Nectriaceae. The record is from RefSeq and is a predicted model, not a curated record. Bases 1 to 798 code for a protein of 265 amino acids. The transcript is spliced from 4 exons.
AUGGUGGUCGUCAGACCCCAGCAAGAGGAGCUGAGCAAUAGGUGUGCGAGACUGCCUGUCUGGAAUGCCUUCCCUCCAUCACAAGACACCCUUCAUGAGUUGAUCGAUGAUCUCAAACAGCUGGCGUAUAGCUUGCUGGAAAUACUACAACCAUCAAGUCUCACGUCCGCCACCGCAAUAUCAAAAACAGGCCCCCCAUCCAACCAAAACAAGACCACAGGACAACUCGAAGCCUCUCACCUUGUCCGAGAAAAGCGCAAGGAGGCAGCACUCGGUCGUCAGCGAGCCCAUGCCAGAGCAGACACCUCCGAGAUGAACAUGGUCGCAAUGGAUGAUCCAACCGAUGGCCUCCGGUGGGCGUUUCAUCUCACACUCAGCGGUCUCUGGGACUCGUUUCUCCCUAGCCCUACCAGCCAGUGGAAUACACCUUUCGAACUCAUCAAGGACUGCCACGCCCCUGUCGCUACCAGCAAUGCUUUACUAGCCGAUGAAAUCGAAAAUCUCCAGAUUACUCCUCGGCACAAGGAGUCCAUCUUCUCCGAGCUACCAGAUAAUCAAGCCUCCAUUGAUGUUAUGGAGACGAACCCCUGGUACCAUGUUAUAUAUACAUACAUACUGCUCACGAGAGACCUGCAAAUGGUCCGAUUGAGAAAAUCGACAAAGACACCCUAUCAGGCUUUCCUUUCGCCGUUUCAGAAACGUCAGCGCAUAGGCGCCACGUAUAACGGAAACGCUUCUGGCUGCAAGAAAGAUCUGCUCCAUGCUAGCACCGCUGUCGUGAAAGUGUCAGCGAAUUAG